AUGACGAGGGGUAAACACGGUCUAGAGGACGACGGUUUUGGCAAUUUGGUAGCGUGGAAGCGUCUGAAGCCAACGUCCAUCAGCCCCGGAGGUGGUGGUGGUGAGCGUGAGCACGACUACAACGAUGCAUACCGGCAGCCUCAGAGAGAGAGCCGCGGCCAGGAGCCUGUCGAUGGUCUCCAGAACGGUGAGCUCUUCUCACCAAACCAAGCUCAGGCUGCAGUAAACAUCCUUCACCCGUCGUCACAGUCUCAGUCCUUUCCUCGCCCGGGACCUCAAACAGCUCAGGCUGAAGACGAAGAARCAGCACAAAACCAGCAUCCACAUCAUCUACACACCUUCAAUGCAGAUCGUACUCCUCGUCAGCGAUCGGACAGCACGCCCAAACGACAUAUCAAACCGGCGGUAUACUCAAAUCACACUGCAGACUAUCAAGUCGACGCCCUAGAGGUCGAAAAGAUCCUGAAGGAAGCAGUGGCAGCAAGACGCAAACCUGACAACAAGGUGCGCAAGUUGCCCGAAUCGGUCAGUGGUGGGAAGCCUCAGCACGGACAGUCAUUCCAGCUACCUGAGGUUGAUUUCGACGAGUAUGAGCUUAUCCAAUAG
Ramularia collo-cygni is the source of this 606-nucleotide messenger RNA. RefSeq lists its product as uncharacterized. The coding region runs from base 1 to 606 and encodes 201 amino acids. The record is from RefSeq and is a predicted model, not a curated record. The transcript has a single exon. Lineage: Eukaryota; Fungi; Ascomycota; Dothideomycetes; Mycosphaerellales; Mycosphaerellaceae.